Messenger RNA from Pundamilia nyererei, 5918 nucleotides. RefSeq names its product teashirt homolog 1-like. Gene Ontology annotation, biological process: regulation of transcription by RNA polymerase II. The record is from RefSeq and is a predicted model, not a curated record. Lineage: Eukaryota; Metazoa; Chordata; Actinopteri; Cichliformes; Cichlidae. The transcript is spliced from 2 exons. Gene Ontology annotation, molecular function: DNA-binding transcription factor activity, RNA polymerase II-specific; DNA binding. Gene Ontology annotation, cellular component: nucleus. The coding region runs from base 1316 to 4705 and encodes 1129 amino acids.
UCACUUAAAACUUUAUUUGGCUGUAAGUUUGUGUAGCAGUGACUGUUACAUCAAAUAUCUCUCUCACACAAACAUACACACACACACACACACACACUUUUCUUACUUUUCCAGGCACCUCUCAUUUCUAUUGUCUGGAAACGAGGUUGCACAUCGCCUCCUCGUGUGUCCAGGAACAGGACGCACCUUUCUUGGGGACAGCAGGGCGUUGAAAUGAAAGCCGUCCCAGUGAACAAUUAACAGCCGCAGAUUGACAGGUGGGCUCUGACUGUCAGGGUGACGCUUGUGGAGGGGUGGAGUAAAGGAGAGGCCGGAAAGGCAGCUGGAUGUGUCUGUCUAUCAGUGGGAGCUGUCGGAACGCACCACGCAUCACCAAUGUGCGCACAUUUCACUGCGGAGAAAUAUCCGGGGACGCUCCUCCUUGCGCCUAUAAAAUAAAUAAUAACAAUAAAUAAAAAUCAGGGAAUAAUAACAGCUGAGACCCGGAAUCUGCUCGCUUUUUUCCUCUUUCUAUCUUUUUUUUUCUGUGAUGACUUUGUGACAAAUUCGUCAAGUGUCCGUGUUGACAGUCGGGCGGUAAGCGUAUGUGAGUAGCCUGUUUCUUUAUCCAGUGGGUGCUUUCAGGGAGAUGGGAUGUGAGUUGAUUGCUCCGGGGUUUCCACACGCUCACACUUGACUGAUUGACAUACACCCAGCCCGCCUAACGUGUCACUCUUUCCUCUCCUUUUUUCUCCCCUCCUGAUUUCCUCCUGUAGCUGGAGGAGACCGGAGCUGUGGCACCUGGACGGAGGGAGAGAUCGCAGUUUUGGACUCAUCUUCACCGCGGAGUGUGAGUUAAUACGCACGAGCCGGAUCUCCGUUUUCUUCACUCUUGUUGUUUACGGGGGGAUGAAAUUGUCCAGCCAGCGGGGCGAACGUAUUUUUGAUGGAAACGAGGCGACUGGCUUCAGGCAGCUCUCCCAUAUAAUCCCUGCCCGACAGACUGAGAUCCGCACGGAGCUUUCUGCUAGUUUUCAGCACGCCAGCCUGCGAUGAGUUCUUCUGGCAGAAGUUAAAGGACGAGCCCCCAUUUUUCCUUUUGAUUUUCUUUCUUUUUUCUUCUCUAAACGAUCCGCAUCGUUUUCCUCGCCGGACAGCCCGAUAAUAACAACGAUCAAAAUAAAUCUCAGAAACAUUUCUUCAGCAUCGUCCCCAGCCGAAGAGCCCAAUGAACGGCUGCUGGCUCUGAUUUCGUCGCCUUGCGCCGGUUUCCUCUCCAGCUCGUCCGCUAUUUUGAUCUCUGCAUGAAAAGUCCAGCGGAAAGUCUCGCAGCAGCAUGCCGAGGAGAAAGCAGCAAGCACCGCGGCGGUCAGCAGCUUAUGGACCUGAAGAUGAAUUCAAGGGUGGCAAAGCCGAUGAAGAGGAACAUCUUCUGGAUGAUGGCCUUUCCCUGGAUGGUCAAGAUGCAGACUAUUUUUUCAAUGAUGAGGAAGACGCAAGAGAUCGUUAUAGCUGCCAGAACUCUCCACUCAGCAAUGGCACUAACCCAGAUGCUGGGUAUGCUUCUCCCCUCAGCACUACCAGUGAUCAGCUGGUGGACCUUAAGACUACCCCCUCCUUAAGUGAUCCGGACAGGGUGGAGGAGAAGCUGGGGGAAGGUAGUGAAUCCAUCAAUGGCCUUUCACUACAGGACAGUCUGGAAAAGAUGAAAGCCGUCUAUGCAAACCUGAUCUCGGAUGCCUCUUGGUCCAAUGUUGCUCUGGACAUGCUUAAAAAUAAACAAGGAAACAAUAUUUCAGCAAGCAAUGGCAGUGGGAGCAAUCACAAAGGGAGCAAUGGAUUCCUGAACAGUCAUAGCCCGGGAAAUGUCCAUGUAAAGAACAGAUGUAGCAGUAACAACACUUCAGUAACAACAAAUAUUACCACCAGCAGUACCAGUGCAAGAACAGUGUCGAGUAACGGCAACAGUGGCAUCAGUGUAAGCUCUGGCAGUACAGGAGUAGCAUAUGAUUGGCAUCAAGCAGCCUUGGCUAAAACUUUGCAGUAUAAUCCGUAUCAACUCCUUCCUGAGCCCAGCCUUUUCAGCACCGUGCAGCUUUAUAGGCAAAACAACAAGCUGUAUGGCCCAGUGUUUACUGGAGCUAGCAAGUUUAGGUGUAAGGACUGUAGUGCUGCCUAUGAUACUUUGGUAGGACUAACUGUACAUAUGAACGAGACUGGCCACUACCGAGAUGACAACAAAGAUGCAGAGGAUGAUCGAAGCAAGAAGUGGUCCAAGCCACGAAAACGUUCCUUGCUGGAGAUGGAAGGCAAAGAAGAUGCCCAGAAAGUUCUGAAAUGCAUGUACUGUGGCCACUCUUUUGAAUCACUGCAAGACCUUAGUGUUCACAUGAUCAAAACAAAACACUAUCAAAAAGUGCCUCUAAAAGAACCAAUGCCAGCCCUCACCUCAAAACUGGUCCCCCCAACCAAAAAAAGAGCGUUUCAAGACUUGAUGUCGCCGAGCUCACCAGAGUCCGUCUCAUCUGGCAUACACCUGGGAGAAUCUCCAAAAGACCAAAAACUGGCCAAUCCUUAUGUCACUCCUAAUAAUCGAUACGGUUACCAAAAUGGUGCUAGUUAUACUUGGCAGUUUGAGGCACGAAAGGCACAAAUUCUCAAAUGCAUGGAAUGUGGCAGUUCGCAUGACACCUUGCAACAACUGACAGCCCACAUGAUGGUCACGGGACACUUUCUUAAAGUCACAAAUACAGCAUCUAAAAAGGGGAAGCAGCUAGUUUUUGAUCCUGUGAUUGAAGAGAAAAUACAGUCGAUUCCCUUGCCUCCCACUACCACACGGCUCCCGCCGCCCAAUGGUAAGCCACACCCUGACUCCCCAUUGCAGCCCUCCAGCCCUGAGGAGAAACACGAAGAAAAGAAAGAUGAAGAUACAGAGGACGAGAAAACUGAAGUUAGGGAACCAGAGAGACAAAUAAAAGAAGAAAAAGAAGACCUCCCUGAAAAAACAGACAAACCUGAAAGGGCCAGGUCAUACCAGUACCUUACAGAAGAAGAUUUAGAAGAAACACCUAAAGGUGGGCUGGACAUCCUGAAGUCUUUAGAGAACACAGUUUCAAGUGCUAUCAGUAAGGCCCAAACAGGAACACCAACCUGGGGUGGAUACCCCAGCAUUCACGCUGCCUAUCAGCUCCAUGGAUCUCUGAAGCCUUUGCCCUCAUGUGCACAGGUUCAACCUUUGUUCAGUAGCACUAGUUUGAAGGUAAUGUCCUCUGAGUUAGGCUCUCUGAUCCAUUCCCCAAAUAGCCCCUCUCCACCCCCAAGUCACAAGAGCAAUGUGCUGGCCAUGGAAGAGCUAGUGGAAAAAGUUACAGGGAAAAGCUUAGUGAAGAAUGAGAAAGAGGAAAAACCUGUAGAGAAUAAGUGUAGAUCUGCAAAGUCACCAGUGCUAAAUCCUAAGGACAAACAGGCUUCACCGUAUCCUGAAAACCUCUCAAAGAUACUGAAGGACAGUGAAUUGGAGGAUCGGAAUGAGCUAAAGGGCAAAGAAAGAGAGCAAACAGAGAGUAAAAUAAAUAUAAAAAUAAAAACUGAAGCGGAUUCGCCCAAAAAGACAGUAAGCAAUGGCUGCAGUAACCUGAGCAUCAUCACUGAUCAUUCACCAGAACAAUCCCUUGUUAACCCUCUUAGUGCUUUGCAGUCCGUCAUGAACAACCACUUGGGGAAAGCGGCAAAAGUGUCCACACCCUUUGUAGACCCAUUUGCAAUGCUUUAUAAGAUCAACAACUCUGCCCAGAUUAAGCAAACAGAUCCUAUGAGUCACUACCACAAUGAUGACGACGUCAAUGAUGAUCAGCCCAUCGACUUGACAAAAUCCAAAAACAGCAAUGGAAGCACAGCUAAGGGGACUCUUGCGACACCUAACAGCAAUGUAAACAACACCAGGCCGGUCUUCAAAGAUUUCUCUCAGACAUCAUCGCCACCUCUAAGAGAAAAUGCUUUGAUGGACAUUUCAGACAUGGUGAAAAAUCUGACGGGUCGUUUAACACCAAAGUCUACAACCCCAUCUUCCAUCUCAGAGAAAUCCGAUAUCGAUGGCUGUACUUUGGAGGAUGGCAUGGAAGAGCUAUCUCCCAUUCAAAGACGGAAAGGCAGACAGUCAAACUGGAAUCCCCAACACCUCCUGAUUCUUCAGGCCCAGUUUGCCUCCAGUCUUAGAGAAACCCCGGAAGGAAAGUUUGUAAUUAGUGACUUAGGACCCCAGGAACGGGUCCACAUCUGUAAAUUCACUGGUCUCUCAAUGACUACUAUCUCACAUUGGCUGGCCAAUGUAAAAUACCAGUUAAAGCGGACAGGGGGAACAAAGUUCCUAAAAAACAUGGACUCUGGCCAGCCUCUGUUUUUGUGCAGUGACUGUGCUUCCCAAUUCAGGACUCCUUCGUCCUAUAUUCACCAUUUGGAGUCCCACCUUGGUUUUACCCUAAAAGACCUUUCGAAGCUCUCCAUAGACUUAAUAGAGCAGCAGGCCGUCAGCAGAAUAGAGGACAAGACUUUUAGUUCACCUGGACUCACAGAAGAGGACACUGCCUCAAUAUAUCAGUGCAAACUUUGCAAUCGGACAUUUGUGAGCAAACAUGCAAUCAAAUUGCAUCUUUGCAAAACACACGGAAAAUCACCAGAGGCUCAUCUCAUCUUCGUGAAAGAGCUGGAAAAGUUCGAUAAACAAUGAAGUCAAAUAAAGCCGAUAGCAUGACAGAUAACUGUUGCACUAUGACUCUAAGCUACAAUCUGUCGUAACAGAUAGUGCCAAAGCUGUAUUUUUACAACACAUGAAAAUCGCAGGAGCUUUAAUACCGCACACGGUAAUUUUUCAGCUAAUAAAACAUGGCAGGAGCCUGCACUACAGAGGCUCUAGGCCAUACAGUAAACAGUGAAUUUUUUGGGUGACAAAUUAAAGUAGCGAUGGCACUACAUAGUCACUGACAGAUUGUUGCUUUCCUAAUGCACUGCAUCUUAUCUGAGCCUUUAAAAAUGGUCCACCUGUUGUUUUACAACUAAACCAUGCUCUUAUUUCGAUCACUGUUUCAGAAUCAUUUUCUAAGAUAAAUAUAUUUCAACACGACUUGCAUAUUAUUUAUGAGACAGUUUGUGCAUGUUUUCAUGUAAACCAGUGAGUGUAUUAUGUCUUAUGAAAAUUUCAGUCAUGACAACAAAACUGAAAUACCCGUUUAGCAAAUUUUGGAUACAGCUGUUUAUGUAAAGGUAUAUUGGGAAAGAAUAAGAGUGUUUUAAAAUGUUAAGGUGAUUUCAGCACUUUAAGUGUCAACUGAUGAAGAAUUGUACGAGUAAAAAGGACAACACAUUACUCUUUUUAGUUUUUAUGCCCUCGACAAACAUUUUGGGAAGCUGAUCAUAAAAUCGUUCGGUUUGCCAUCAAAUCACAGUAAGUUUUGCAAAAUAUUUAGGAUAUUUGUUUAUCUAGUAAAAUAUCAUUUCCUGGUUGUUUCAACGUGUACAGUAUUUGCUUUUGAAGGCUACCAAUUUUAUCAUUGUGAAGCUACAGUUGUAAAGUUAAUGAAGUUUAAAACUUACUGUAUAAAUAAUCAGCAAGUAUGUAUACAUGUAUGUCAGCAUAUCUUGCUCUUUAAAGUUCUGCAUUAUUUGUACUGUGUGCAUUUUUACAAUGUUAUUUUCUACACAAAUGUGAGGCAGGGAGGCUGUAUAAAGCUACAGGAUCGUGUUGGACCACGACGUCCUUUUUUCAGUAACCAGUAGGUCCCUAGGUGUGGUCUACAUAACGUGACAGAACUUACUGGCAUCUGUUCUGAUGCUUGGAACUGUAUAUAACAUUUAAAAAAAACAUUCUUCAGUGACUAAUUUCCAGGUUUUGUCAUCAACCCAGUUAUUCAGAAUGGCAUUCUUUUAUUCUCAGUUGUAAAAUA